Geodia barretti is the source of this 2405-nucleotide messenger RNA. The record is from the annotation of a GenBank genome assembly. Lineage: Eukaryota; Metazoa; Porifera; Demospongiae; Tetractinellida; Geodiidae.
GUCCCCACGCGAUCGUGAUCAAAGCUAGGCAGCCUCGAGAGCUGUGUGUCGGAUCUUCUCGAUUCAAAAGCUGCAGCAAACGACAAUGUCUGCACCGAACGGCUCGACAGAAGGUGGGGAUGGGCCCCCGCCUCAAAAGAAGCAAAAGCAAGUCCGUGUCUGGGUGGACGGAUGCUUUGACAUGGUGCAUUUCGGUCACGCAAACGCCCUGCGACAGGCCAAGCUGAUGGGAGACGUGCUAGUAGCUGGAGUCCACUCUGACGCUGAGAUCAAGAGGAACAAGGGCCCACCAGUGAUGAAUGAGAAAGAAAGGUACAAGAUGGUUCGUGCCAUAAAGUGGGUGGACGAGGUGGUGGAAGAUGUCCCUUACACUACCAGCUUAGAGGUCAUGGAGAAAUACAACUGCGAUUUCUGUGCUCACGGCGAUGACAUCACUAUAAAUGUUGAUGGAGUCGAUGCCUAUGCAGCGGUAAAGGCUGCAGGGAAAUACAAAGAGUACAAGAGAACCCAGGGGGUCUCAACAACUGAUCUGGUUGGACGAAUGCUGCUCAUGACCAAACAACACCUCAGUACCAACGAUGAGAAAAGUGCAGAAUCCACUCAACUGAGUAAAAUUACGCAGGGGUCUGAGCUGCACAGCCCCUACACUGGAUCGUCCCAGUUUCUGGCAUCGUCCAAGAGACUCAUAGAGUUCAUGGGAACAGAUAGCAGGGAGCCUGCACCUGGAGAUACUGUGGUGUAUGUGGCUGGAGCUUUUGAUCUCUUUCAUGCUGGACAUGUCGUCUUGCUCGAGAAGUGCAGGGAAAUUGGCAACUUUAUCAUCGUUGGCUUACACAGUGACUGGGAAGUCAAUCGCUACAAAGGGAAGAAUUAUCCCAUCAUGAAUGUACAGGAGAGGGUCCUCAGUGUCCUAGCAUGCAAGUAUGUGUCUGAUGUCAUCAUUGGAGCUCCAUAUACAGUUACAGAAUCCAUGCUGGACAAUCUGAAGGUUGAUUAUGUUUUACAUGGCCAAACCCCCGUCUACCCUAAUAAGGACGGGAGCGACCCGUAUGAAGCCCCAAAGACGAGAGGCAUAUAUAGAACAAUAGAAAGUGGCAGUGCUCUCACAACUGAUGUCAUACUACAGAGGAUCUAUGAACACAGGCAGGGAAGCUACUGUACUGUUGAGCAAACGCACAAUUACAAAAAUAAUGCUCUUCCAGAUCCUAGGUGUGUGUGUUUGGGUCAUACUUUCUAAAGAUAGAACUUUUCCACAAUACUCUAGUCAAAUAACAUUACACCAGACGUUUCAACUGCAGCAUUCAGCAGUCCUCAUCAGUGGUUGAGUAUUAGUUCUAGCACACCUGACAUUUUUGCUAUUGCCUAAUGCUACAAAAUACUGUUGACCCACAGAUUGGAGUACAUAAGACGGAACUCUGCCAAGGAAGCAAAAGAGGAAAGAGUUCUCGAAUCCCUGAAGAAGAGGAGGGACUCGGCCAGAGUUGCAAAUGUUUAGAAUGGAAUAAGCAAGCCAGUGCCCCCAAAAUACAUUGCAGCAAAUCAAUGAUCCAUAGCUACAUGAUACUUUGGCUCAGGUGAAUACACGUGCAAACCCUUGGCGAACUGCGCUUGCGCGGUAUUAUAAUAUUAUACCGUAACCCUCGCUGCGCAUGCACACCAAGGGUUAAAUAAUACACAGAGUCACAAGUACGUCCUAUAAUUCAACAGCCCCAGAAUGGAGGAGAGAGAGAGUAUCAGUGUAUUCGAGGCGGUGGGGCUCCAAGAUUUGGCGGCAUUCGCGGUGGUGGUGGCAUUCCGGGAGGAGGCCCCAUUCCCGGGUGAAUCAUCGGCCUGGGGGGACCCAUCGGGGGUGGGGGGCCCAUACCAGGUCUAAUCAUAGGGGGUCCUGUCAUUGGGGGUCGUCCAGGAGGCGGUGGUCCUGCAGGUCUCAUGAGGGGAGCAGGUGGAGGUUGUUGGUGCAGGGGAGGAAGUGGCAUGGCUGGAGCUACCAGCUGAGCUGUGGGCUUGGCCUUCCGGUACUUUGGCAGACGGCUACGCACCUCCUCCUAGAGAUGUCGUCCUCAGGGUGUACGAGUUUGCUGUUGGCUCCGACCGGAGGGACCUUGACCACAGGUCUAAGAGGGACGUCAGGGAGGGUGGCCAGAGGAGGCGGCGCUACUGCCACAGACGACGAGGAUGCCGGAGGAGUGUUCUGGUAUGCCGGGAAUGUGGGUCUCGGGACACCAGACCCAGGCUGAGAGCUGUGAGGUGGCUGUGUGGACUGAGAGAGAGAGAGAGAGAGAGGGGGGAUUGGAAGAGAUGAGAGGGAGACAAAAACAUGCAGCAUGUUAUGUGUAUACCAUGUGGGCCGGUUACUUACAGUUAGACUGACAGAAUAUACCAAAAUCUUGGUGUACAUAUCCCAC